This is a messenger RNA of Dissoconium aciculare CBS 342.82, 525 nucleotides long. RefSeq lists its product as uncharacterized. The record is from RefSeq and is a predicted model, not a curated record. Bases 1 to 525 code for a protein of 174 amino acids. Lineage: Eukaryota; Fungi; Ascomycota; Dothideomycetes; Mycosphaerellales; Dissoconiaceae. The transcript has a single exon.
AUGCCCUAUUCCUGCUCUGUGGGUAAGUACCAGUCUACCACUUCUACUACUGCUGCUGCUGCUACUGUACUGUUCUGCGCUAUGCAAGAAGGUGGUCGGUGUAUGCCUCUGUGCAUUCUAUUACAGUAUCUCUCGAAAAGCUUGUGCGAGGGCGAGACCGGAAGGCCGCCCGAAUCUGCAACAGGACCACCAUUACCACCAUCAUCACCACCCUACCACCAUUCUCAGCUGCGAAGACGCCCAGGCCAAAUGAACCAUGGUGAUGACGAUGCGCCCGCUUGGGAUUCGUCACUGCUCUCGAGGAAAGCGAGUCGGUGGCUUGGUUAUUGGCUGCCCACGAAUGAAUGUCAAUCAUCACAUGUGCAGUCCCGCACCAUCAUCCGCUCGUCAUUGGGGAGAAGCACCACCCAUAGAAACAUCAUCACCGCAUUCUUUCACUACUACUACUACUACUACUACUACUACUACUACUACUACUACUACCACCACUACUACUUCAGACAUACGAUUUCUUGUUCCGUAUGA